Messenger RNA from Haemonchus placei, 1779 nucleotides. The record is from the annotation of a GenBank genome assembly. NCBI's taxonomy places the organism in Eukaryota, Metazoa, Nematoda, Chromadorea, Rhabditida, Trichostrongylidae.
AUGCACUGCUGUAACGGCAUGAACAGAAUAUAUCAUAAAGUUAGAGAACGUUUUGCUGAAGGGACCUCGGGCUCAGUGACGAUCCGUGUCCAACCGACUGGUUCACUCACGCCCAGCGUAAGGGACAAGAAACCAGAGGUCGCUGUGGCACCACAACCUCAGGUUCAGAAGUCGAGGCAUCGACAUCAAAGAGAAUCCGAAGUAGACAGGAACCAGCAGUUCGGUUCAGCGCUCGAACGAAGAAACAGUAAUGCAGGUCUGGUGUUGCCGGCUUACCAGGCCUACAUUCGCGGCAGUGGUGAAGAACGGCUUGUGGAUGGUCCGCCUCCAUCUCCUAAAGAUUCGAGAGUGACGUCUUUGGAACAACGAGUCAGAGAGUUGGAAGCAAUGGUUGUGGGACAAGCAGCUACUGCGAACAAUACCGCUGUAGUGAUACCGGUCACGCCCACACAACAGAGCAAGCAUGGCCAUGUUCGCUCCUCACAUGUCCCACCACCAACUCAGCUUAUCAUCUCUAACUCAUCACCGUCUUCUUCCGUCACUCAACAACUCAUGGCCAAAGAGGUCGUCAGUAAAGAAGUAGAGAUUGAACGACUUCAAGCGAAACUCAGAAAGGCCUACGCUCAAAUGGAGCGGCAGCAAGCCGAUUACGAUGAAGAAGUACGCAAAUUCAAAAAAGAUUCCGAACAGGCUAAGGAAGAGCUAGUCAGGGUUGUAAAUAAGUUGAAUGAUCUCGAGGCAGAAUCUGUAAAGUAUCAAGAGAAAGCGAAAGUUCUUGACAGCGGGCAGUUGAGUGCUAUCGCUGAGACACAAGAGAAGAUUAGAAGCCAGGAGAAGGAACUUGCUCGACUACGUAGCGAAUUGGCCGAGAAGGAGAAAAUGAUGAAGAGCUACGAGGAUUUGAAAAAAGAAUUUGAUUACUUGGAGUUGCAAAACGACACAUUGAGUCAGACGCUGGACUCCAAAGAGAAUACCGUAAAGGAGCUGGAACGGCAUAUUGCAUCUAUGCGAAUGGAAGCGACCCUUUAUCAACAGUCUUGCUCAUCCGGGUCAACGCCUCUCGCAGAUGAAACUGAAUCUUUAGCCGAGAUCAGACCUCCUUUCACUCCAGCUCGUCCAUAUACAAAGGCUCAUUCAACAUUGGGUGCUAACCUAAGUCCGCAACCUCGCCCAAAAAGUGGAGGUCUGACAAAAAGUCUCUCCAAUUAUGCCAUUGACGCGAAUUGCAAUCGAAGAGAUGACGUUUCUGCGGCCAUGAGCAGAAGCCUGAGCUUAUUUCAUUUUCGUGAAAAAUUCGGAGUGCUCGACAAAGGGAGAGUGCCGGAAGGUGGAACGGCAUCCCAGUUUGCCGAAAAUAGGCGAACGAGNAAAAGUCUCUCCAAUUAUGCCAUUGACGCGAAUUGCAAUCGAAGAGAUGACGUUUCUGCGGCCAUGAGCAGAAGCCUGAGGUCAACUCAGAAGAAACUGGUGGAUAGUCGAUUACUUGUGAAGUGUCUCAAAGAAACAGUUGAGCGGUUGGCGCGUGGAGAAAAUCCCGACAUAAGUCGUCUGCUGGGAAUUAAGACUGACUCGAUGUCCGAGAGUGAAGCCGAGCAGGUCGCUUUUGACUCGACGACUAUGACCAUGGGAGUCGCCGAAAAAAUGAUGCGCCGUCAGGAGGAAAGCAUGGCAAAGCUGGAACAGGACUUGGAUGCCAUUCGAUAUCUGGUUCAGGACUACUACCAAGCUAAAGUUGGUGACACAUUAAAUGGUCGCGAUGACGCCUGUCGCAUACAGUAA